This is a messenger RNA of Ipomoea nil (Japanese morning glory), 513 nucleotides long. RefSeq names its product light-harvesting complex-like protein OHP1, chloroplastic. The record is from RefSeq and is a predicted model, not a curated record. Lineage: Eukaryota; Viridiplantae; Streptophyta; Magnoliopsida; Solanales; Convolvulaceae. Bases 39 to 389 code for a protein of 116 amino acids. The transcript is spliced from 3 exons.
CUGCUGAGCUUCAAUUUGUGAAGAAGCAGUCCACAGAAAUGGCAUCACCACUCUCAUCGUCUUUCCUCUCACUCUCAACAACACAUACACCCCAACACAAUCAACUCUUCUUCUUCACUAAUCGCAUUCAUACCUCCACAAUUUCCCACAAACCAAUCUCCUCCUUCAAACUUCAAGCUGCAAAGCUUCCUGCCGGAGUGGAAUUGCCCAAGGAGCAGCCAAAACUUGAGCCCCCAUUUCUGGGUUUCACCAGAACUGCUGAAAUAUGGAAUUCCAGAGCUUGCAUGAUUGGUCUCAUUGGAACCUUCAUUGUUGAACUGAUCUUGAAUAGGGGAAUUCUUCAGCUUAUUGGAGUGGAUGUUGGGAAAGGCCUUGAUCUUCCCCUAUGAGUAUUGGGGUGUUUUUGCCUUGUAACACCACUGUAUUUCAUUCAUGCCAUCACAUAUGUAAUUCUGAAAACAAGUUAAUAUUAUUAUACUUCAAAGAUUUCAAAUAACUUUGUAUUUUCUGACU